Messenger RNA from Heterostelium album PN500, 3015 nucleotides. Its product is annotated as DXO/RAI1 family decapping nuclease. Gene Ontology annotation, molecular function: mRNA 5'-diphosphatase activity. The transcript has 12 exons. Lineage: Eukaryota; Evosea; Eumycetozoa; Acytosteliales; Acytosteliaceae. The record is from RefSeq and is a predicted model, not a curated record. Gene Ontology annotation, cellular component: cytosol; nucleus. Bases 1 to 3015 code for a protein of 1004 amino acids. Gene Ontology annotation, biological process: nuclear-transcribed mRNA catabolic process; NAD-cap decapping.
AUGUCAAAGUUAUCUGUAAAUAUAUAUGAUUUAACAAAGUCAAUCAAUAGAGUUAGUAAAAAUACAAACAUUAGUAGACCUACUGAGAUUGCUACUUUUAGUUAUGACGAUGACAACAAUCUAUUUCCACCAGCUAUAAAUAAAUAUAAAAGACCAAAGAAUUUACCUUUGGAUAUAGGAGCAGGAUUUAGUAUGGAGAAUGCAAAACCUAUGAAUAUGCCGUCGCCACUCACACCAAUUCUGACGACAUUGGAGAAAGAGAAGAUCGAUGUUACAGCAGUUGACUUUAUCACCUAUCGUAACAAUCUCAACAAGAUAUUCGGUGUCUAUUGUAAUAAAGAUAGCUGGACCAUCGAUAUCGAACGAUUGGACGAUACCAUACACCUCGGAAUCAAACAUAUCACCUCACAACCGGAAAACGAAGAUCAAGCGAAAUCAAUGUAUUCCGGUUUCAAAUUCGAGGAACUAUCAACCUCACAAGAUACACCAUUGAAAUAUUGUUCAAUCAUUCAAACUACAUUAUCAAACAAAAGUUCAAUAAUUAACGUUAACAAACUAACUAUUUAUUUCUAUAAUAUGAAAAGAAUAAUAAUGGCAGCUGAAAUAGAUUGUUAUGAAGAUGUAAUUUUGAAGGAAAGUGGUACUAAAGAUAAAAAGAGAACAAUCGAUCAGGUAGAAGAUAAUAUUGAAAAUCUCACAGGUGAUGUCAAGACAAUGAAGCGAUAUAUAGAGCUGAAAACAAGUAAAGUUAUUUUGAAUGAGAGAAAUCAGAAUUCAUUCGAGAGAUUCAAGUUAUUCAAAUUUUGGUUGCAAUCUUACUUGGCUGGAGUGGAGUUGGUUGUCUGUGCUUUUAGAGAUGACGAUUAUAAAGUGGUCGAUAUACAAGAGUUCUAUACACAUGAUAUCCCUAUGAUGUCAAACGGCAAAUGGAGUACAAAUGAAUGUCUUCUAAGAGGAAAUUCAAUAUUAGAUCUCAUCAAAGACAAUACCAAAUCAAACAAAUCUUAUCAAUUACAAUAUAUUUAUCCAAUGUUAUAUCUUAAUGAAACUUCACCUGAUAAUAAUAAUAAUAAUAAUAAUAAUAAUAAUAAUAAUAAUAAUAAUAAUAAUAAUAAUUAUGAAAAUAUAUUAACAGAUCAAUAUAGAACUUAUUUUAAUACUUGUAAAGUAAAUUUUAGAACUGAAGAAAAAUACUUUGUUGGAGAUACAGUCUCUGUUAUAGGUGUGGUUUCAAUUGGAAAAAGAAAAAAAAGAGAUUCAGAACAAAUGUGGUACAGCGACAUUGUAGCGAUAUUGGAAAAAACAAUACUCAUCAGAUGGUUCGAAUUGGAUUAUGAAAAUGAAUAUAUAUAUAUAUAUGGAGAAUUCGAACAUAUCAAUCACAAUCAAAUUAAUGAAAAAGCAAGGAAAGUUUAUCAGCACAAUAAUAAUCGAGUAUCAACACACAAAGAGAAAGAAAUCUUGGACCGUUUAACUAAAAUAGAAGAAACAGUACAGAGUAUUCUUAAGUUAUCAAGCACAAAUAUAUUUAGAAUUAAUGAGGCUUCAAUAGUAAAAAAAUGUAAGAAUAAACAGAAAUAUUCAGAAAAUUUAGUAGUUUCUGAUAAGUUUAUUAGAUCAACCAUCAGAGAUGAAUGUAACUUCUCGACUACGAUUGAUAUUACUAGUAAAAUUGAAGAGGAUCAAAAUAUUUUAUUAGGUGAGUUGAGACAGCUUUUAGUAGAUCUAAAAGACUGUGAAUUUCAAGUAGAUAGUGAUGUGGAAUGUAUUAAAAUUAUAGAAGAAAAACAGAAACGCGCUGAGAAGGAAGUUAAUAAAUCUUUUAUUAAUAAACAUACAUAUAUAACAUCUACCAUCAAAGAUUAUUUGUAUCUUUAUACUAAUAUUAUCAAUCGUUUCAUAUUUACACUGGCCUCAGUAGAUCCCGUCUUAAAACUAUUGGAUCUACAUCAGAUCACCAGAAGUUCAUUAUAUCAUUCAUUAUUGGUUUGUCUUCGUGAUGAUAUGCUUGUAAAAAUACAAUCAAUGAAUUCAACAGAUUUAGAGAUGUUAUUGGAUAAAUCAUUUCCUUAUAUCGGUUUCGAAGAGUUGAAAGCUGUACCUAUGAAUGACGACGAGAAUAUAAAGUAUAUUACAUUCUUGAUGACGCUGGCAAUGCGUGCAUUGGUUAUGCUGCGCGAACAAGACUACAAGUCGCCACACAUAAAGAAGCCAGUGAUGGCCAGUUUCUAUCCGAUGUUGGCCAGUCAGAUUCUCGAUGAUUUGUCGCGUGACAGCGCCGCCACACUAGAGUCUGGCGAAGUCGAAGAGGUCGACUCGAACCUCACUGCACUAUUCACCAAGAAUAUGGUUUGUCAACUCAUUAUGUGUACGUACAUUGUGAAGCGUGUCAAUGAAAAGGAUGUAUCGACCGUUGAGAAAUAUCUAAAUCCGGCAGAACUUCAACAACUCCAACAAUCGAAAUACAUGGAUGAGAUCAACAAUCUCUCAAAGUCAUUACUUGAAAAGACAGGAGCACGUCUCAAUGAAAAGAGUAUGCCGAUUCUAGUUGACUUUAUCAAUCGUUCAAUGAAUGUAACACCAACACCUCCAACUGUUUCAACAGCAACAACAACAACAACAACACCACCAUUACAAUCAUCUCAACAACAAUCAUCUUCUUCAUCAAACAACAACAACAACAACAAUAAUAAUGAAUUGAAUUAUGAUAUGGAUGAUUUCGAAAAUCAAUUUCCAGAUGGAGAUGGUGAGUUUCAAAUGGAACACCAACAUCAUCAACUACAGGAUGAUGUACAAUCAACGGAACAAAAGAAAAAUGGUGACGAACAGAAUGGCGGUAGUACUACCUCUGGAGUACCAAUGGCAACUACCACUUCACCCGAUGUAAAUAUAAUGGAUGACGACAAAACAACACCACCACAACCACAAACAAACAAUACACCUCCAACAACAACCAGUAACGAUCAACCAAUGACUGAAUUGGAAGAAGGUGAACACGACUUUACCGAUAACUAA